This is a messenger RNA of Electrophorus electricus (electric eel), 1230 nucleotides long. RefSeq names its product purinergic receptor P2X, ligand-gated ion channel, 3b (gene p2rx3b). The record is from RefSeq and is a predicted model, not a curated record. Gene Ontology annotation, cellular component: plasma membrane. Lineage: Eukaryota; Metazoa; Chordata; Actinopteri; Gymnotiformes; Gymnotidae. Gene Ontology annotation, molecular function: ATP binding; purinergic nucleotide receptor activity; extracellularly ATP-gated monoatomic cation channel activity. Gene Ontology annotation, biological process: response to ATP; calcium ion transmembrane transport.
AUGUGGAGCUGUAUAAUGGAUUUCUUCACUUAUGAGACGACCAAGUCUGUGGUGGUGAAGAGCUGGACCAUUGGCAUCAUAAACCGUGUAGUUCAGCUGCUCAUAAUCUCUUACUUUAUUGGUUGGGUGUUUUUGUAUGAAAAGGCCUACCAAGAGAGAGACACUGCUAUAGAAUCAUCAGUAAUGACUAAAGUGAAAGGAUUUGGAGAACACCAUAACAAGACCAUGGAUGUAGCUGAUUAUGUCACUCCUACACAAGGGGCCUCAGUGUUCUGUAUCAUCACUAAACUUAUUACCACAGAGAAACAAGUGCAGGCCUUGUGUCCUGAGAGUGAGACAAAGUUUAAAUGUGAACAUGAUAAUAACUGCACAGAAUUAAUGUCAAAGCCAGGUUCAAACGGUUUGUUGACGGGAAAGUGUGUGAACUUCAACAAUACUUUAAAAACAUGUGAGAUCAGAGGAUGGUGCCCUGCAGAGAUAGAUGAUAUCCCAAUAAAACCCAUGAUGGAGGUGGAAAAUUUCACCAUAUUUAUCAAAAACAGCAUUCGUUUUCCUCGUUUCAACUUCACAAAAGGAAACUUCUUGACCACCAUCAACAGUACCUACAUAAAUAAGUGUCAUUUUGACUUUGAAAAAAAUUCCUAUUGUCCCAUAUUCAGAGUGGGGGAUGUGGUUCAGAUGGCACACCAGAGCUUCACCACGCUGGCUGAAAAAGGUGGGGUAAUUGGUAUAAAGAUAGCCUGGCUGUGCGAUCUAGACAGAUCGGAGGAUCAGUGUAAGCCUGCUUACUCCUUUACUCGUCUGGAUGCAGUGUCUGAAAAAAACAAUGUGUCACGAGGGUACAACUUCAGGUUUGCAAAGUACUUUAAGAUGGAGAACGGGACGGAGUACCGCACUCUGCUCAAGGCAUAUGCCAUUAGGUUUGAUGUGAUGGUCAACGGAGAUGCAGGGAAAUUUAAUAUGAUCCCGACUUUGAUCAACAUGGUAGCUGCCUUCACUUCUGUGGGUGUGGGGGCAGUUCUUUGCGAUAUAAUUCUUCUAAAUUUCCUGAAAGGAGCUGACCAAUACAAGGCAAAGAAAUUUGAAGAGGUGUCAGAUACACAUAUUGAAACGUCAGCCUCCUAUAUCAGUGGGAUGUACCGGACCAGAGAUCACAGCCAGCUAUCAAUCAGACCAGAAGAGAAGUUCUCUAAUGACUCUGGGGCCUUUUCCAUUGGCCAGUACAGUUAA